Molecule: messenger RNA, 648 nt
Organism: Mycena indigotica
Lineage: Eukaryota; Fungi; Basidiomycota; Agaricomycetes; Agaricales; Mycenaceae
Exons: 5
Coding region: 1-648 (215 amino acids)
Source: RefSeq, a predicted model, not a curated record
AUGGCCGGCCGAAAAUAUGCCUGGGUAUCACUCUGGUUGCGGCAUCUUCUUCUGCUUCGACGGCUUCUCACUCAUACCUCCCCCUUUCGCAGGUUCCUUCUCACAGCGCCUCUGAUGAUCUGGGAUGCCGGAUAUUGUUUAAUGCGACCACGGUCGAUGCCUGGUGGAGACCUGUACUGGUUUUGGAAGCCUUAUGAGCUCUACGGGAUGGUUGACUAUGUUCGCGGUCUGGGUUCAUCUUUGUGGUCUAUGCUCACUCGGAUUGUGCGACAGGUUUAUGGAGUAAAAGCCUACGAAAACGGAGAAGGGUUUGCCAGCGCUGCAGCGAUCCUCAAUCUUCUCGAAACAUUUGCCAACAUCGGGUACCUUGUGGGCACUCACGUAGUCCCUUUCGAUGCCGCACCGCUCGUCGGAUACACUGGCGCGACUGCUACGCUAGCCAAAACAGUGCUUUACAGCUCACAAGAGUACUUUUGCAACGGAUGUGCUGUCGGGCAUAACACCCCCUUCAAUCUUUUCGCAUUCUGGGUCUUCCCCAAUAUAGUCUGGAUGUUGUUUACCGCGGGAAUAAUGUUGAGACUUGGCUCUGACAUGAUGGGCGAUGUAAAGCGCGCUCGAGAAAUUGCUGGGCAGAGAAAAAAGACAUAG